Molecule: messenger RNA, 656 nt
Organism: Ochotona princeps (American pika)
Lineage: Eukaryota; Metazoa; Chordata; Mammalia; Lagomorpha; Ochotonidae
Gene: DAND5
Product: DAN domain BMP antagonist family member 5
Exons: 2
Coding region: 102-656 (184 amino acids)
Biological process (GO): determination of heart left/right asymmetry; signal transduction involved in regulation of gene expression
Molecular function (GO): morphogen activity
Source: RefSeq, a predicted model, not a curated record
AUGCUGAGGGCGAGAGGGGGCCCAGACUCCACUCCCCAGACAGCAGGGUCGGCUGCGCUGCCCCCCUGAGCCCCCAGACAGACACCCACGGACAGCCAGCCAUGCAGGUGCCCCUUGGCCGGUUAGCUGCUUUCCUGGGCCUGCUCAGCGCGGCCCUGCUGCCCCUGGCGUCUGGGAAGCCCAGACCUCAGCCCUGGGCUGCGAGCAAUGAAACCCGCGCUGUGCCAGGAGGCGCCCCUGUGCCACCCCCCGGCCUUGGCAGCUGGAAGGCCUUCCUGGGCUUACAGAGACCCCGGAGGCUGCGGGUGCAGGGUGCUUCGCUGGAAGUGGCCCCUGCCACCAUCUCUCUGCCGCUGGAUCCUCAGCAAGUGACCCAGGAGGUGUGCAAGGCUGUGCCCUUCACGCAGGUGCUGUCCAGACCCGGCUGCUCCGUGGCGCGCCUGCGCAACCACAUCUGCUUUGGCCGCUGCACCUCAGUCUUCGUGCCCGGCUCCGACCCUGCCUCGCUGGCCCUCUGCAACAGCUGCGAGCCGGGCCGCCAGCGCCGGACCCCGGUGGUGCUGUGGUGCCAAGGGGGCGGGCCCGUGUCAACGUGGCGGCGGGUGAAGAUGUUCACCGUGCUGAUUAACAGCUGUCAGUGCGGCCCAAAGCCAUGA